This is a messenger RNA of Anopheles merus, 3149 nucleotides long. RefSeq names its product transmembrane protease serine 9-like. Gene Ontology annotation, biological process: proteolysis. Gene Ontology annotation, molecular function: serine-type endopeptidase activity. The coding region runs from base 120 to 3041 and encodes 973 amino acids. The transcript is spliced from 11 exons. The record is from RefSeq and is a predicted model, not a curated record. NCBI's taxonomy places the organism in Eukaryota, Metazoa, Arthropoda, Insecta, Diptera, Culicidae.
UAAGUCUCAUCAUUGCCUGUGGGCGCGUUCAUUAAGUCGAAAAUAAUCGCACCAGAGUAAGGUUUUCGGGUGCGUUGUGCUUAAAUACCGAGCGCUGUAGACUGGGUAAACCGGGAAAAAUGCGCCAGCUGCUAUUGCUGGCCGCACUAGUUGGCGGUGUGCUGUGUAUGACCGUCGAUUACAACAAGUACUACUAUUCGCGGCAGCCCGACCUGUUUCGUCUGCUGCGCAAGUAUCACCUGUGGCCGAGGAACGAGACGCUGAAGUUUGAGCGCCCGAGGCAGGAUUUAAACGUACCCAGUCCGUUCAUUUUCGGCGGCGAGAGUGUGGCCAUCGAAUCCUACCCCUAUCAGCUGUCGCUGCGCCUCGAGGGAACGCAUAUCUGCGGUGCCUCGGUCAUAGCGGAACGAUGGGCACUGAGUGCGGCACACUGUCUGGAUGAGGCGUUGUACCCGUCCGCUAUAACGUUUCGCGGUGGGACGCCGCAUCGGCUGGCGGGUGGUUACAUUUUCCAUGCCGAGUACUACCUGCUGCAUCCAAAGUUUGACCGACGCACGCUGGACUACGAUGUGUCCGUGAUCAAUGUGCGGGAAAGUUUCUUCAUCGAUCCGAUACAGGCGGUAACGCUGGCCAACACCAACACGUACUAUCCGAUACCGUCGGCCGCGGUCGUGACCGGCUGGGGCUUGGCGGAUGCCGAUGGGUACGAGCCGCUGAUACUGCAAUCGCUGGAAAUCUACGUCCAGCAGAAGCAUUUCUGUUGGACCUCGACGAUCGAAGCUCUUACCGAUCGACAAAUUUGUGGCGGCAGUGGCGUUUACGGGAAGGAAACGUGUUACGGCGACAGUGGCGGACCGCUGGUAAUGAACGGCUACCAGGUCGGGAUAGUGUCGUGGGGUUCGGACGACUGUGCCGUAAACAUUCCGGGCAUCUACACUUCCCUCACGAACGAUGAGGUGCGUGCGUUUAUUAAGCUGAACGCGAACGUUGAUACUUACGCGGCGGUGAUACGUCCAGUUCCCCACUGCGAGCUGCAGGUAGCCUGGGCGACGACCGGGAUGUUGACGGCGUGUAGGUUAACCGGCAGCGAUCCUCCGGGAGAGGUCAGACCCCAUCCAGAGACGACGCUGUUGGUGCCGGCGGCGAAGCUGGUUCCGCUAGCGACCAGACGGAUCGGGGCAAUGUUGGUACCGACGAACGAGGUGGUGAUACGGAUGACGCACACAUCGUUGUUCAGAUCUUCAGCAAGUAAGAUGCGAGCGGUGUUCUUGUCCUUGGGCUUAGUGUGCCUAGCUGGGUUGGCGGUGGAUGGGCAGACGAGAAGCAGGAGCUUCUUCGAUUUCUUCUUCGACGUCGAGAACAGGCUGCAGAAUGGGCGUAUCGUCGGCGGCUCGACGGCCACGAUCGCCCGAUAUCCGUUCGUCGCGUCACUGCGCCGAUUCUCGAACCACAUCUGCACCGCGUCGAUCAUUUCGACGCUCCACGCUGCCACCGGGGCCCACUGUACCUACUCGUUCAAAUCCUUAUCCGGGGUGACCAUCUACGCGGGCAGCACGAGCCGCACGACCGGUGGCCGCGUGUUCGUUGUGACGGACAAUUUCAUCCACCCGAAGUACGAUCCGGACACGUUCGAUUUCGAUGUGGCCGUGCUGCGCGUCAAGACACCGUUCACGCCGAACAUGAACAUUGCCUCCGUACCGCUGGUGCCGCCCAACUACGCCGUGCCCGACCGGGUGCAGCCCACCGUUGCGGGCUGGGGUCGCACCUCGACGGGCGGAACUCUCUCGCCGACGCUGCGUGCCGUAGCGAUCCCCGUCGUGGGUAACAUCCCGUGCCAGGAGCUGUGGAUUGAUACGGAUAUCACGGAUAAUAUGCUGUGCGCUGGUGCCAAGGGCAGAGACGCUUGCACGGGUGACAGUGGCGGGCCGCUGGUGGUGCCGACCACCAACUACUUCCAGCUGGUCGGUAUCGUGUCCUGGGGAUCGGCCGCGUGCGGUAGCGAAUAUCCGGGAGUGUACACCCGCAUGGCUUCACCCUCCAUUCAGAGCUUUUUAUCGCAGUACGUUUUUGGUUCGGUGGUUGAAGUUUUGGGAAUCGCGCGCAUACUUGUUGCUUUAUUUUUCGUGCCAUCCUCAGCCACACGAACACGCACCACCCAGUCCACCCAGUCCUUGGGUGACAGCCCUUGCCAGCAUACAAGCAUGGGACUUUUUGCACUGGUUUUGCUGUGGUGCGUUAGUGACACACUCGCCGCCAGCAAGGAGGUAGAAGCAUGGCGCGCGAUGCAGGUGCGCCGACCCACCCCGAACGAGCUGCGCGCGACGGGCCGCAUCUUCGGCGGCAUGGAGACGAACAUCAAGGACGCUCCCCAUCAGCUAUCGCUGCGGCGCUUUGACACGCACAUCUGCGGCGCAUCCGUGGUGGAUGCAUCGCUGGCCAUCACGGCAGCGCACUGCUUGACGCCCAAACCAUCGCCCGAGUUUAUCACCCUCAUGGGAGGCUCUACGAAUCGGACGGAUUACGACGUGGGCGUGAUAUUUUAUGCGAUCGAGUUAAUAAUCCAUCCCGGCUACAAUUCCAACACAUUCCACAACGAUGUCGCCCUGGUCCGCAUCGAGGGCACGUUCGGGGGGUACGAAAAUGUGGCCCCGAUUCCGCUGCGCACUCGUACGAUAUUUACCUCCAGCUCCAAUCCCGUCUACUGCACGGUUUCGGGCUGGGGUCUUACCAACAUGAACGGCGACGGCCUUCCCGAGAUGCUGCGCAUCGUGCGCAUUCCACUGGUGCCGCACACCGAGUGCCGGCGGAAGUGGAAUCCAUUUCCGAUUACGACCUCCAUGAUCUGUGCCGGAGAGCUGCGGAAGGACGCGUGCAACGGUGACAGUGGCGGCCCGCUGGUGUGCAAUGGGCAGCUGUACGGCGUCGUGUCGUGGGGCUCUAACCAGUGCGGCAGCUCCUACCCGGGGAUAUACACCAGCAUUCCGGCUGUGUUGAGCUUCCUGAGCGAAUACAUGUCCCCGAUGCAGUUCGACGCGGCUUAACGAGGGAGUGGAGCUUAAACGAGGGGAGUAAGCGAAUGUCGCGGUGUAGAGAUGUGCGGAACAAAAAUAAACGAUUCACUCCUACUGAAGGAUUGUUGGGACGAUCUA